Molecule: messenger RNA, 1591 nt
Organism: Parasteatoda tepidariorum (common house spider)
Lineage: Eukaryota; Metazoa; Arthropoda; Arachnida; Araneae; Theridiidae
Molecular function (GO): NAD binding
Source: RefSeq, a predicted model, not a curated record
CCACGUGAGUGAUUUUAUGUUUUUGUUUUGGUUUGCAAAAUCGAAUAUGAUUGACUAUAAUCUUUCUCAAAUUACCGACUUAAGUGAAAUUUGAUUCCAGAUAAUAAUCUUUGUUUUGACACGCUUCAUUUAGAUUUUUUGCUGAAACCCAUAAAUUUUCUCUCUCUUUCAUCACUUUUGGAAUGCUUAAGGGAAAAUAUACAUUACCUGUUUGUGUCCUACUUCAGCUAGUUCUGUCACUUUGAACGAAAGAAUAAAAACAAAAUGUGUUUUUAAUUUCUUAUUACUGCUUUGACGUAUCGUUUGAAAGAAUGUAUGACCCAUUUUUGACCAGUCCCUGAUCUAGGUCCAACUAUUCGAAACUAAUAACAAAUUUACUUUUAUCGGUGGAAUGCCAGAACAGAUAAAAUAUAUGAGUGCUCUAUGGAUUAUAUUAUUUAAUUAGUAGUAAAAUUUUAUAAUAACUCACUGGUGUGAAUGAAGUUGUAGAAAAUAUUUUUGAACCAAACAUGACUAAAAUACGUCCUGAUCUUUACCUGGUCUCAAGAUUUCCAAAUAUUGCAGAAGAGUUGAAAAAGUGUUUACCAGAGGAAGUUAAUUUGAUUGUCGUUCCUAUUUCAGAUCAAUCUAAGCGAUGGGAUGUGGAAAUCAUACUGACGGAUGAGGAACUGAACUUCAUCAAAGAUGCCGAAACUCUUGUAAUGGACAGCAUGUAUUUGUCGCCGUUACUCUACAAAUUGCCCAAAGCUAAGUGGGUGCAGACCACGUGGGCAGGUGUUGAAAUGUUAAUGCAAAAUGUUGAUAAGACAAAGCCCUCGCCGAACUUUACACUGACCAGGUAUGUGGAUCCUUAUUUCGGAGAGCUCAUGUCGAAUUAUGUCAUAGCGCAGAUAAUAAACAUUGAAAGAGAUCUCUACGCCCUACACGACAAACAGAAAAGUUCGGAAUGGGCAAGACCAAAUUUUCCUCAUUCUCGAGUUAUUAGUGAUCUAAAAAUUGGAAUUCUGGGUUCUGGAAAACUGGGAUCAUCAGUUGGAAGUUUAUUAAGGAAGGCUGGAGCGUGGGUGUUUGCUUAUGUUCGAAGCGUUCGCACAGAGAGCUCAGAUGCGUAUGAUAAGGCAACUACAAAUUUGUUGGAUCUCUUAGAAUGUUGCGAUUAUUUAAUCAAUGUGUUACCAAGUACAGCGGAAACAAGAACUCUUCUGGACCCUGAUGUGUUCCGAAAUUGCAAAAAGAAACCUGUAUUUAUAAAUAUUGGUAGAGGGGAUAUCAUCAAAGAAAACAACAUCAUCAGAGCUUUGGAACAAGGAUGGAUUUCAAAAGCAGUUUUAGAUGUCUUUCAAAAAGAACCAUUGCCACCAGAAAGUCCUUUGUGGCAAAAUCCAGGGGUUAUUGUCACACCUCAUAUUGGAGCUAUUCCAAAAAUGAAUGGGAUAGCAGAAUUCAUAGGUCAAAACUACCAACGUUAUGUCCAUGGCGAACCACUGGCUAAUGUCGUGGAAUGGAUGAGAGGAUAUUAAAUGGUUUCUCAAAACCAAAGUGUUCGUUAUAUUUAAGAUGAAUUCCAUACAAUAAAAUUUUUUCACUGGUU